AUGUCUACAUUCGCCAGGAGACGCAUUGUGCAGGACAUAUCUAAGGUGACCAAGGAUCCUCCGGACGGAGUGCGCGCGGAGCCUUUUGAUGACAAUAUGAUGGUAUGUCACGCCGUUAUCACAGGGCCUAAGGACACAUUGUGGGAAACAGGGAGUUUCCACCUUCUUGUCAGGUUCACCGAGGACUAUCCUACUAAGCCUCCUAAAAUCAAGUUCCUGUCUAAAAUAUACCACCCCAACGUUUAUUCAGAUGGAAGAAUUUGCUUGGACAUAUUACAGAAUCAAUGGACUGCCAUUUACGAUAUUUCUGCCAUACUCAUGUCGAUACAGUCACUACUGAGUGAUCCCAACAUAAAGUCUCCUGCAAACACUGAAGCAGCUACCAUGCUAGAGCAAGACAGGGUAGCUUAUGACAGGAAUGUGCUGCGCUGCGUGGAAGAUUCAUGGAUUUCCCCUAUCGUCACAGAAAAUGUGACUCUAUGA
Babesia ovata is the source of this 483-nucleotide messenger RNA. RefSeq names its product ubiquitin-conjugating enzyme. Lineage: Eukaryota; Apicomplexa; Aconoidasida; Piroplasmida; Babesiidae. The transcript has 2 exons. The coding region runs from base 1 to 483 and encodes 160 amino acids. The record is from RefSeq and is a predicted model, not a curated record. Gene Ontology annotation, biological process: proteasome-mediated ubiquitin-dependent protein catabolic process; DNA repair; protein polyubiquitination. Gene Ontology annotation, molecular function: ubiquitin conjugating enzyme activity.